Cheilinus undulatus (humphead wrasse) is the source of this 1471-nucleotide messenger RNA. It is a transcript of the gene lgals8a, whose product is annotated as galectin 8a. The transcript is spliced from 9 exons. Gene Ontology annotation, molecular function: carbohydrate binding. The record is from RefSeq and is a predicted model, not a curated record. NCBI's taxonomy places the organism in Eukaryota, Metazoa, Chordata, Actinopteri, Labriformes, Labridae. The coding region runs from base 59 to 997 and encodes 312 amino acids.
GCGGAAGUAAACAAAAGUGCUAACUAGGCUGACCUCGGGUCUGCGUUUUUCUUCCAACAUGUCGGUUUCAAACCCGAGACAGACGUUCAUAAAGCCGGUGAUCCCCUUCGCGGGGACGAUCCUGGGCGGUUUGCUGCCUGGUGAGAUGGUUCUCAUUCAGGGCUCUGUACCAUCUGGCGCUGAUCGGUUCCAGGUGGAUUUCACAUGCGGCAGCAGCGUGAAGCCGAGGGCCGACGUGGUGUUUCACUUCAACCCAAGGUUCCUGAAGAAAUGUAUCGUCUGCAACACACUGCAGAAGGAGCGCUGGGGCCGGGAGGAGAUCCUGUAUCAGAUGCCAUUUUCAGUCGGAGCAGCGUUCGAGCUCAUCAUCCUCGUCCUGAAAGAUGAGUUUAAGGUGGCAGUAAAUGGGGGUCACGUGUUGGAGUACAAACACAGAAUGGAGCUGGGGCUCAUCGACACUCUGUGCAUUUCUGGAAAGAUCAAAAUCGAAGCUGUGGGCAUCCUCUCAAGUACUGGUGCAGUUUCUCCUUCAGCUAGUCCAAGCAGCCAGGACUCACAGAUGAAUCCAAUAAAGUCUUCUUCAGGUGACUUGAGCGUUCCCUUCAGAGGUGAGCUAGUUAAAGGGCUGAAAGUUGGACGCAGCAUCACCAUAAAAGGAGAAACCACACAGGACGCAGACAGUUUUGUUGUAAACCUGCGAGUGUCAGACGGCAGCGACAUCGCUCUUCAUCUAAACCCUCGUCUGAAGAAACGCGUCUUUGCCAGAAACUCCUUCCUGUCUGAGUGCUGGGGCCUCGAGGAGAGAGAGCUGGAGUCCUUCCCCUUCAUGGCCAAUCAGUACUUUGAGAUGAUCAUCCUGUGUGACUCUCACCAGUUCAAAGUCGCCGUUAACGGUCUCCACCAGCUCCUGUACAAACACCGAGUCCAGGACCUGAGCCGGAUCGUGCAGCUGGAGGUCCGAGGAGACGUCACGCUGCUCGAUGUUCAAAUCCUCUGAGCUCAGACACAAGACUGUCUGCACGAAUGCAACUAACACCAGGCUGCAGUGCUGUCCGUUAGUUAACAGCUUUGAUAUUAUUACAAGUUAUUAAUCAUGUUAUGAAGGGUUUUUUUUAAUGUAAUUGUGUUUAAAUGUUUAAUGUUAUGUUCAUCAUGUCUCAUUUUCACCACUUAAACUUUGUCUAAUGUUGAUGCUUGGUCUUUAUAAAACAAAGACGAUGUUUUAGCCAGACUAACAAAAACAUAUCGAACCGAUUACUCUUCUUCCCUUGGUGACUGUUUAAAGCUUUAUAUCAUCUGGUUAUCAGAGAACAAAGAGCAUCAUGGGAGAGACAAGAUCAGUAUUUAUCACAUUAAAUAAACUAAUGUGAACCUGACACAAACAUAUCCUGCUGAUCCGUGUUUAUACGCUGUUUGUCUGAGAACUGACGUAACAGUGCCUUUAUUUUACAUUAAAAACUGCUGUCCCUCA